Molecule: messenger RNA, 7912 nt
Organism: Stegastes partitus (bicolor damselfish)
Lineage: Eukaryota; Metazoa; Chordata; Actinopteri; Pomacentridae
Gene: cad
Product: carbamoyl-phosphate synthetase 2, aspartate transcarbamylase, and dihydroorotase
Exons: 44
Coding region: 293-6997 (2234 amino acids)
Biological process (GO): 'de novo' pyrimidine nucleobase biosynthetic process; L-arginine biosynthetic process; L-glutamine metabolic process
Cellular component (GO): carbamoyl-phosphate synthase complex; cytoplasm
Molecular function (GO): hydrolase activity, acting on carbon-nitrogen (but not peptide) bonds, in cyclic amides; amino acid binding; aspartate carbamoyltransferase activity
Source: RefSeq, a predicted model, not a curated record
UGGAACACUUUGCUCCCAUCGUCCCGUCCUUCUCACCGGUGAACAAUCCAGCUAAACUCACUUUUUCACUUUCUUCGCUCCGGCUUGUACACAGGAUUCAUUAAAACGCUGACAGGUUUGUGUCCGGCCGCUAAAUCUGGUGUUAGUCGUUUUUUUUAUUAUUAUUUCCUUAGUCUCAUCUGCAUCUCCUGCGUCUUCGCGCGGCGUGAGGUUCACGUGGACUCAUCACCGCUCCGAAACAUUCAUCAGUCAUCCGGUAACCGAGCUUAGCUUUAGCCGCCUCCCACACAACAUGGCAGAGAUGGCAUCCCUGAUUCUGGAGGACGGGACGACGUUCAGAGGCCGCCUUUUUGGAGCGAACGUGUCGGUGUCGGGAGAAGUUGUGUUUCAGACUGGCAUGGUGGGAUACCCCGAGGCGCUCACUGACCCAUCCUACCGCUGCCAACUGCUGACCCUCACUUACCCUCUGGUUGGUAACUAUGGUGUACCAAAGGAUGAAGAGGGAGAAUUUGGACUAAGCAAGUGGUUCGAGUCGUCCAAGAUUCAUGCUGCAGCGCUGAUUAUUGGAGAGCUGGCAGAGAGUCCCAGUCACUGGAGCUCAGUCAAGUCACUGGACCAGUGGCUCAAAGAGCAAGGCAUUCCUGGAUUACAAGGCGUUGACACUCGCCGUCUGACCAAAAAGAUCAGAGAGAAGGGCACCAUGUUGGGGAAGCUGGUUGUGGACGGGACUCGUGAGAACAACAUUCCCUUUGAUAACCCGGACCAAAGAAACCUGGUGCAGGAGGUCUCCAUGAAGGAGCCACAAGUGUUCAACCCGAGUGGAAGUUUGCGAAUCACAGUGGUGGACUGCGGCAUCAAGUACAACCAGAUCCGCUGCCUGGCUCAGAGAGGAGCCUGUGUUACUGUGGUGCCCUGGGACCACCCGCUGGAUUCCUCCGAUUUUGAUGGGCUGUUCAUCAGUAACGGUCCCGGGGAUCCCCAGCUCUGUCAGGCCACCAUCAACAACGUGAGGAGGGUGGUGUGUGUGGAUCAGCCAAAGCCAGUUUUUGGUAUCUGUCUCGGACACCAGCUGCUGUCUUUGGUCAUCGGAGCAAAGACCUACAAGAUGAAGUAUGGUAACCGUGGCCACAACCAGCCGUGCAUACAUAACGGAACCGAUCGCUGCUUCAUCACAAGUCAAAACCACGGUUUCGCCGUCGACCCCGACACCCUGCCGAAAGACUGGGAUGUGCUUUUCACCAACGCCAACGACCACACCAACGAAGGCAUCGUACACAACACAAAACCUCUGUUCAGUGUUCAGUUCCACCCCGAGCACAUGGCCGGCCCCACGGAUCUGGUCGGCCUGUUUGAUGUUUUCCUCAACACAGUAAAAGACCACAAAGAGGGCAAAGCUGCAAAAUCUGUAAAGCAGCGUCUGAUGGACCACCUCACCUUCCCUGGUUCACCAAAGGCUGAGGAGGUUUGCAGACCCAGGAAAGUCCUGAUCCUGGGUUCUGGAGGACUGUCCAUCGGCCAGGCUGGAGAGUUUGACUACUCCGGCUCCCAGGCUAUCAAGGCUCUGAAAGAAGAGAAUAUCCAGACUGUACUGAUCAACCCCAACAUCGCCACUGUCCAGACCUCCAAAGGUCUGGCUGAUAAAGUUUACUUUCUGCCGAUUACACCAGAGUAUGUGACACAGGUGAUAAAAAACGAGCGUCCGGAUGGUGUCCUGCUGACUUUCGGCGGUCAGACUGCUCUGAAUUGUGGCGUGGAGCUGACCAAGCUGGGCGUCCUGGAGAAGUACAAGGUCAAGGUUCUGGGAACGCCGGUUGCCUCCAUUGAGAUGACGGAGGACAGGAAGAUCUUUGUGGAGAAAAUGGAAGAGAUCAAUGAACACGUUGCUCCCAGCGAAGCAGCGCUGUCAGUGGAGCAGGCAGUGGCGGCUGCUGAGCGUCUCGGCUACCCUGUCCUGGUUCGCUCAGCGUUCGCUCUUGGCGGUCUGGGCUCCGGCUUUGCUAACAACCGAGACGAGCUCACCUCUCUGGUGACCGCAGCCUUCGCCCACACCUCUCAGGUGCUGGUGGACAAAUCCCUGAAAGGCUGGAAGGAGAUCGAGUACGAGGUGGUCCGAGAUGCCUACGACAACUGUGUCACUGUGUGUAACAUGGAGAAUAUUGACCCUCUGGGCAUCCAUACUGGGGAAUCCAUUGUGGUGGCACCCAGUCAAACACUUAAUGACCACGAGUACAACAUGCUGAGGAACACAGCCAUCAAAGUCAUCCGGCACCUCGGCAUCGUGGGCGAGUGUAACAUCCAGUACGCCCUGAACCCUGAAUCUGAACAGUACUACAUCAUCGAGGUGAACGCCCGUCUGUCACGCAGCUCCGCUCUGGCCAGUAAAGCAACUGGUUAUCCUCUGGCCUACGUGGCAGCUAAACUUGGCCUGGGGAUCCCACUGCCACAGCUCAAAAACUCUGUCACCAACCAAACAACAGCAAACUUCGAGCCUAGUUUGGACUACUGUGUGGUGAAGGUGCCUCGCUGGGAUCUUAGCAAGUUCCUCAGAGUUUCUACCAAGAUUGGCAGCUCCAUGAAGAGUGUUGGUGAGGUGAUGGCUAUCGGCCGUAGCUUUGAGGAGGCCUUCCAGAAAGCUCUGAGGAUGGUAGAUGAAAACUGUGUCGGCUUUGAUCACACCAUCAAGCCCGUCUCUGAAAAGGAGCUGCAGACUCCUACAGAUAAGCGUAUCUUUGUGUUGGCGGCGGCGUUCAGAGCCGGCUACACAGUGGACCAGCUGUACGAGCUCACAAAGAUCGACCGCUGGUUCCUGCACAAGAUGAAGAACAUCGCCGACCACGAGCGACUGCUGGAGACGUACAACCAGGAUGAGAGCACCAUGCCUCCAGAGGUGAUGCGUAAGGCCAAACAGCUGGGCUUCUCAGACAAGCAGAUAGCACUGGCUGUACAGAGUACGGAGCUGGCUGUCAGAAAGCUGCGUCACGAUUGGUCCAUCCUGCCGGUAGUGAAGCAGAUUGAUACGGUGGCAGCCGAGUGGCCCGCCCACACCAACUACCUGUACCUGACCUACCACGGCACCGAGAACGACCUGAGCUUCCACGAUCAGCACGUCAUGGUGAUCGGCUCGGGGGUGUACCGCAUCGGCAGCAGCGUGGAGUUUGAUUGGUGCGCGGUCGGAUGCAUCACAGAGCUCAGGAAGAUGGGCUAUAAAACCAUCAUGGUAAACUACAACCCAGAGACAGUGAGCACAGACUACGACAUGUGUGACCGCCUCUACUUCGAUGAGAUCUCUUUUGAGGUGGUGAUGGAUAUCUACGAGAGGGAAAACCCAGAGGGAGUGAUCCUUUCGAUGGGAGGCCAACUGCCCAACAACAUCGCCAUGUCGCUGCAUCGCCAGCAGUGUCGCAUCCUGGGAACCUCACCUGAAUUCAUCGACUGCGCAGAGAACCGAUUCAAGUUCUCAAGAAUGCUGGACACCAUCGGCAUCAGCCAGCCGCAGUGGAAGGAGCUGUCUGAAACCGAGUCGGCUGUAAAGUUUUGUGAGAAGGUUGGUUAUCCCUGCCUGGUUCGUCCCUCCUACGUUCUCAGCGGAGCGGCCAUGAAUGUCGCCUACAGUGACAGUGACCUGGAGAAAUACCUGAGUAACGCUGUAGCUGUGUCCAAGGAGCACCCUGUUGUCAUCUCCAAGUUCAUACAGGAGGCCAAGGAGAUAGACGUGGACGCAGUAGCCUGUGACGGUGUCGUCAUGGCCAUUGCGGUUUCUGAACACGUGGAGAACGCCGGUGUACACUCUGGCGACGCCACCUUGGUGACGCCACCUCAGGACCUCAAUCAGAAAACCAUAGAGAGAAUCAAGAUGAUCGUUCAUGCCAUCGGCCAGGAACUGCAGGUCACUGGACCCUUUAACCUGCAGCUUAUUGCCAAGGACGACCAGCUGAAGGUGAUUGAGUGCAACGUCCGAGUCUCCCGCUCCUUCCCCUUUGUAUCCAAGACGCUGGGAGUGGACCUCGUUGCCUUGGCGACUCAGGCCAUUAUGGGGGAGAACGAGGAGCCUGUGGGCCUGAUGAGGGGGAAAGGGAUUGUAGGGGUUAAGGUCCCUCAGUUUUCGUUCUCUCGUCUGGCCGGAGCUGACGUGGUGCUCGGGGUGGAGAUGACCAGCACCGGAGAAGUCGCCUGUUUCGGGGAGAACAGAUACGAGGCUUACCUCAAAGCCAUGCUGUCCACAGGCUUCAAGAUCCCCAAGAAGAACAUCCUGCUCUCCAUCGGCAGCUACAAGAACAAGAGCGAGCUGCUGCCCACUGUGCAGGCUCUGGAGUCUCUUGGAUACGACCUGUACGCCAGUCUGGGGACUGCUGAUUUCUACACAGAACAUGGAGUCAAGGUGACUGCAGUCGACUGGCCAUUUGAGGAGGACGACAGCGAAUGUGCCACCAAGGAGAAGCAGCGCAGCAUCAUGAACUACCUGGAGGAGAACCACUUCGACCUGGUCAUUAACCUCUCCAUGAGGAACAGCGGAGGUCGGAGGCUCUCCUCCUUUGUCACCAAAGGCUACAGGACCAGACGCAUGGCCAUCGACUACUCCGUCCCACUCAUCAUCGACAUCAAGUGCACCAAGCUCUUUGUUCAGGCUCUUCGUCAGAUCGGUAGGACUCCACCAGUGAAAACUCACAUCGACAGCAUGGCUUCCCAGACGCUCGUCCGUCUGCCUGGUCUGAUCGACGUCCAUGUUCACCUGCGGGAGCCCGGUGCCACUCACAAGGAGGACUUUUCCUCUGGUACAGCAGCUGCUCUGGCAGGAGGAGUGACUCUGGUGUGUGCGAUGCCCAACACUGCACCCGCCAUCACUGACAGCAGCACUCUGGCCUUGGUGCAGAAGCUGGCCAAAGCAGGCUGCCGCUGUGACUACGCUCUGUAUCUGGGCGCCGCUUCAGACAAUGCUGCCGUCCUGCCGUCCAUCGCCAGCCAGGCUGCCGGCCUAAAGAUGUACCUGAACGACACGUACUCCACCCUCAAGAUGGACAACGUCUCACUGUGGAUGGAGCACUUUGAGAAGUGGCCCAAGCAGAUGCCCAUUGUGGCUCACGCUGAGAGGCAGACGGUGGCUGCCAUCCUCAUGGUGGCUCAGCUCUACCAGCGGCCCGUUCACAUCUGCCACGUGGCCAGGAAGGAGGAGAUCCUGAUCAUCCGAGCUGCAAAGCAGAAGGGCAUCCACGUCACAUGUGAGGUGGCUCCUCAUCACCUCUUUCUGUGUGAGGACAAUGUGCCAGAUAUCGGUGACGGGCGAGCGCAGGUCCGACCCAUGCUGGCAACCAGAGAGGACAUGGAGGCGCUGUGGGAAAACCUGGACAUCAUCGACUGCUUUGCUACAGACCACGCACCUCACUCUGUGGAGGAGAAGAACAGUGAGCGUCCUCCUCCUGGAUACCCAGGCCUGGAAACGAUGCUGCCGCUGCUGCUUACCGCCGUCAGCGAUGGUCGUCUGACUCUGGAUGAUAUCGUCCGACGUCUGUAUGACAAUCCACGCAGGAUCUUCAACCUGCCUGUCCAGGAAAACACCUACGUGGAGGUGGACCUGGAGCAGGAGUGGGUUAUUCCUCAGGCCAUGCAGUUCACUAAGUCCAAGUGGACGCCUUUCCAGGGUCUGAAGGUGAAGGGUAAAGUCCGCCGCGUGGUCCUACGAGGAGAGGUGGCCUACAUCGACGGCCAGGUGCUGGUUCCUCCAGGUUAUGGUGAAGAUGUGAAGACGUGGCCCACCGCUUCAGCUCAACCUUCUGAACCUGUUAAGGAAGGCCCUCAGACUCCUGAGCGAACGCGUCCGACUCCUCCCCGUGACGGUCUGGUCCGAACACGAGCACAGAGCCCUCGUCGCGCUGCCAGAGAGGCUGGCUACCUGCUGCCGCCUCGCAUCCACCGCUCCUCUGAUCCUGGACUACCACCAGAGAUGGUCGCGCUACCAGCAGCCAGCGCCGGUGACGGUUACAGCCAUCCCCCUCCUCUGUCCAGGCUGCUCUCCCCUCAGUCCGGCCCGGGACAGAUACCUCCUGGACAGGUGUCACACUUCCAGACAUCUCCUCUGCUGCACCCGCUGGUGGGCCAGCACAUCCUGUCUGUCAGGCAGUUCAGCAAAGAGCAGAUCUCACACCUUUUCAAUGUUGCUCACACUUUGCGAUUGAUGGUUCAGAAGGAGCGAAGUGUGGACAUCUUGAAGGGUAAGGUGAUGGCGUCCAUGUUCUACGAGGUCAGCACUCGCACCAGCAGCUCCUUCGCAGCAGCCAUGCAGCGUCUGGGCGGCUCCGUCGUCCACUUCAGCGAGUCCACUUCGUCCACACAGAAAGGAGAAUCGCUGGCCGACUCAGUUCAGACCAUGAGCUGCUACGCCGACGUCCUGGUGCUCCGUCACCCGACACCUGGAGCUGUAGAGAAUGCGUCCCGUCACUGCCGUAAGCCGGUGAUCAACGCUGGAGACGGUGUUGGGGAGCACCCGACCCAGGCGCUGCUGGACGUCUUCACCAUCAGAGAGGAGCUGGGGACGGUCAACGGCAUGACGAUAACGAUGGUUGGGGAUCUGAAACACGGCCGCACAGUUCAUUCCCUGGCCAAACUGCUGACUCAGUACCGCAUCACCCUGCGCUAUGUGGCUCCCAAAAACCUCCACAUGCCAGCAGAGAUCAUCAGCUACGUGGCCUCAAAGGGCAUCAAACAGGAGGAGUUUGAGAGUAUCGAGGAGGCUCUGCCUGAGACCGACGUCCUCUACAUGACGAGGAUCCAGAAGGAGAGGUUUGCGUCUGAGGAGGAGUACAAAGCUUGUUUCGGUCAGUUCAUCCUCACUCCUCACAUUAUGACCGUAGCCAAGAAGAAGAUGGUGGUGAUGCAUCCGCUGCCCAGAGUCAAUGAAAUCAGUGCCGAGGUGGACACAGACCCGAGAGCAGCGUAUUUCCGUCAGGCGGAGAAUGGCAUGUACAUCCGGAUGGCCCUGCUGGCCACUGUAAUGGGCAGAUAAAUCCUUGUGCUGCAGAUUUGUAUCACAAACGGUCAAACUGUUAGAAUAAGUGUUUGACAUUGAACCUUUGUAUUCUUUCCUACAAUCUGUGAAUUUCUUACUUCCAUUCCUAAAAGAGGUAUUAGUACAGUUAGAUACUAGAUUUAGUACACAGUGUCAUAAAGUUUAUAAAAUGUUGCUGUAGCAUGGUAUUGUUUUUCUCCAGUCAAACACAUGGUACUUAAUUUCUUUAGCUAUGUCUCAACCACAAAACCACUGUAUCUUUACUUCCUUAAAACACAUUUAACAUGUAGAACUGCUUCCUAACCAGCUGUUUUUGUGACCAAUGACAAUCUUGCUGUGUUUUUCUGAAAUGGUUAACAAACCGUCUGUAUUUGUGCAUCACUGAGUCAACUAGAGGAACAGGAUCAGCUCUUCGGGAGGAAAAAGGGAGGUUGGCAUCACAAUGUUAACUGAGAUUAUUGAAUUAUGUGUUUUGGUAGGUGGGUAAAAGGUGCAGCUGCUAAACCUCAUUAUUCUGCUGCCAAGUCAGUCGGUACCUUUAAAGGGACUCAUUUAGUAUGUGAAAAACUGAUAUCUGACAACUGACACUUUCCUAUUUUCAUAUUACCGUUUCUUUGUGCACAUACUACAUGCUCGGACCAAUUAUGGUGCCAUUUGUGUGAAAAUCUUGUUGUCUUCUGUAGUGUUCUUUUACCUAAAUCUGUAGCAUUCAUUGAAAAUAGAAACGCACAAAUAUUCUGAAAGCACACUCUUUGAUGGUUCGGAGGGGUAGUUUCUGUAACUGUUGAUGAUUUCUCAUGGUGUAACAAAACUUUUAUAUCAAAAUGGGAAUUGAUGUCAGUAAAAUGUUGGUGAAUGGCUUUGUCUUGUGUGGAGGAAUAAAUAAUAAAGAGACAAUUUUCCCUUUUGCAA